This is a messenger RNA of Aegilops tauschii subsp. strangulata, 678 nucleotides long. The record is from RefSeq and is a predicted model, not a curated record. NCBI's taxonomy places the organism in Eukaryota, Viridiplantae, Streptophyta, Magnoliopsida, Poales, Poaceae.
AUGGCGCCCCAACCCCGUCGCCCCGGCGCUCACCAUCACCGCCUCCGACGCCGCUGGACCCUGCCGUCAUCGGGGCACCACCACCUCGCUGGACUGCCUCGCCUGCAUCGCGUCGUCCCCGUCCCACACCUCGAGCACCACUGCCCCGUGCCCUACGCCCCGCCGGUGAGGCCCUCGGCCUCUACCUUCCCUCUUCCUCUCCCUGUCCAGAACGUCACGGCGCUGUCCACGUCCUCCCUGCGUUGCCCCACCGCACGCGUGACGAGCCCGCGCGUCCAUCCGGCUCCGGCCGCGCCGCCCGGGCCAUGCCCUCCUCGUCCAGCCGCAACCCUGUGCGCCCCCAUGCAGCCCCGCUCCGGCGCUCCGCUGCCGCCUACACGCCGCCGCAUCUGCCGCUGGCGCCCGCAAGCACCUGCGUCCGCGCGCGUCCACCGUUGUGCUCCCGCAGCUUACCUCCCGCUCGCCCCUGCUGCUGCUGCCGCAUCUCCGCCAUGUGCGCCCGUCACCGCCCACCGUUCCGCUUCCCCCAUGCGGCGCCGCCCGGGUUCGCCCCCGCUGGCCGUCGCCCACUCCGGCCAAACGCCACAGCGCCCCGAUGGCCUCGCCUCGCCUCCCCGGUCGGGCUCGGCCCCAAACGGGUGCACCCGUAACCGCACCGCUGGCGCCCGCGCCCGCUAA